This is a messenger RNA of Lactuca saligna, 1539 nucleotides long. NCBI's taxonomy places the organism in Eukaryota, Viridiplantae, Streptophyta, Magnoliopsida, Asterales, Asteraceae. The record is from the annotation of a GenBank genome assembly.
AUGGGUUUUGGGUCUAAUUUGAUUUUGGUAUUCGUUGGAUUGAUUUUUGUGGGUUCAAGAUUAAUCCAUGGUUUUGGGACCUUUGGAUUCGAUAUACAUCAUCGAUACUCUGAUCCAGUGAAGGGUAUUUUGGAUAUUGAUGAUCAUCACCUACCUCAGAUGGGUUCAGUCGAUUAUUACUCAGCUAUGGCCCACCGUGACCGUCUCUUCCAUCGCCGCCGUCUCGCCGGCGACGCUACCGUCGAAUCCUCUCUAGCGUUUGUUGACGGCAAUGAAACUUAUCAGCUUCCUUCUCUCGGAUUCUUGCAUUAUGCAAACGUAUCUGUUGGAACUCCAAGUUUAUGGUUUCUCGUCGCACUCGACACAGGAAGCGACUUGUUUUGGAUACCUUGUGAUUGUCGAAGCUGUGUCAAAGGAUUAGUCACAAGAUCAGGAAGACUUGAUUUCAAUAUAUACAGCCCAAAUACGUCUUCAACAAGUACAAGAGUUCCUUGUGAUAGUAGUUCGUGUAGAUUAAGAAAACAAUGUUCAGCAAGACCCGAAAUUUGUCCAUAUCAAGUCAAUUAUCUUUCAAGUAACACUUCAUCAACUGGAAUCUUGAUAGAAGACACUUUACAUUUAACAACAGAAGACACUUCAUUGAAAGCCGUUGAUGCAAAGAUCAAGUUUGGGUGUGGAAUGAUCCAAACGGGGUCAUUUUUAGAUGGGGCAGCUCCAAAUGGGCUAUUUGGGCUUGGAAUGGAGAACAUGUCGGUUCCUAGUAUUUUAGCAAGUAAUGGUCUUACUGCUAAUUCAUUCUCUAUGUGUUUUGGUUCUGAUGGAGCUGGAAGAAUUAAUUUUGGAGAUAAAGGAAGUUUGGAUCAAGGAGAAACACCAUUGAAUCUUGAUACACCUCAUCGAACGUAUAACAUUAGCAUGACACAAACAGUCGUGGGAGACAAUGUUACAAAUGUUGAUUUCAACGCGAUAUUCGACACUGGCACUUCAUUCACUUAUUUGAAUGAUCCCGCAUACUCGAUUAUUAGUGAAAGCUUUGCUUCACAAACAGAAGAGACUCGGAGUCAACCAAGUGACCUUCCUUUCGAGUAUUGCUACGACAUAAGUCCGGGGCAACAGACGUUUGAAGCGCCACCGUUGAAUCUAACAAUGAAAGGAGGAGACCUGUUUUCCAUCACCAAUCCAUUCGUUAAUGUUCCUCUUGAAGAUGGUGGAUCCGUGCUUUGUUUGGGUAUCGUGAAAAGCGACGACAUAAAUAUCAUUGGACAAAACUUUAUGACGGGGUAUCGAGUAGUAUUCGAUCGCGAGAAGAAUAUUUUGGGUUGGAAACCUUCUAAUUGUUACAAUGCUAUAGAAUCAAAUACAUUACCAAUAAGUCCACGGGCCUCACCCAAGGGUUCACCGUCUAUGUCUGUGGGACCCGAGGCCACGGCUAGGAACGGUUCACCGAGCUCGAGUCAGAUGCAGCCAGGAAAUGGCGCAUAUGGGUUGAUGACAUCAUCAGUUACAUUGGUAUAUCAUGCUAUGUAUAUCAUGCUAUGA